CAUGUCGCAAAAAAAGAAAAACCACCGUUCACCAUGACUAGCACAGACACUUGGAGUUUUCAGUGGAAGGGCAGAGUGCUUCCCGCAGCUUCUGACUGAGAGCAUGAGGGCUACGUGGAAACUCUAGUAUUUCAAACUUUCACACUCUCAAGAUUUGACAGAGGACACAUCUUCACGGAGCUUUGUUGCAUCGACGUCGUCUCAGCCAGAGGAGCCACAGGCCUCGUUUUCGCAAUCCAGCUUCUCGAAAAACACCGCAGCACCAUUGACAUUAGCCGCAGCUGUAUUACCAGGAACCCGAGCGCAUAACGAGAGAGUUCACGUUCACCACGGGAUCAGAAUGACGUUACCUGGAAGACCUUUUCCAGCACGUACACUGACCUUGUCAGGACCAGUAGAUCUCAUGGGGACCACAGUGCCAAUGAAGCAAAUACUCAUUAAGUCUGGAGGGGGUGGGUGCAUUGGUCCGUGUCAGACAGCAAAGAGUGCCGCAGUUAUCUAGGAAUCUGAGCCAAAGCAACCUCACUUACAGAGAGGAGCAGGAGAAAGAGGAGGACGAGCAGUGAGGAAGAAAGGAAAGCAAUAGAAAGAAGACGGCAACAGAAAGAUCUGGAGCCAAAAGAAGAGGACACACUUUCCACCUGAAGAGGCACUUACUGAGAUUGAAAGAAAAGCAGAGAAUCUACAAAAACAAAAGGACAAACAGCUUGGAGAGAGGCAGGCAGUACUACUGCUCCAGAGAUUAAUUUUCCCAUGAUUCCUUUUGGUUCUCUUGGUAUGCUAUCACUGUAUGUGGGCACCCUGCUGUCUUUAGAUGCAUCCCCGGCCUGCACACACCCUCCUUGCAGGGACAGUCUGGUGGCUGCACCCAUGCCACCUGGGGCAGGGGCAGGAGUGGGCAGUGGGGCCUGUGAGGGUCAGACUGGGACAGCAGGCUCUCGCAUGGGGGUUGCACUUCCAGCCAUCUCAGACGCUCCACGGCGGUCGGAGCACAGGCCCGAGUCCCCCCAGGUUCAGCCUAAGACUGGAGGUGUCAAAGAGCGUCUCGUUCAGCUGCAGCGCUGCAUGCACUCUCUCCAGGAAACAGGAGGGGCCUGGAGCCACGGGGGCCAGGAGAGCAACUCUCUGGGAGCCAUUCUGGCUCUAAUGGCAGCUGUGCUGACAGAGUGUGACCUCCACUGUCACAGCCAGGCCCUUGGGGUGAUGGCCAAACGACUAGAAAGUGCAGCAGUGGGGAGAGAGGGGGAGAAAGACCUGCUGCUGUUCCUGAAGAGCAUCACACAACACCCACCGACAGUUUCCCCUUUGGAGAGGUUACAUCCUCAGGGCUGUGCAGAGAUUUACAGGCUCGGCAUCAAAGACAGUGGAAUCUACACCAUUCAGCCUGACCUGCACAGGCCGGCACUGGAGGCUAAAUGUGACAUGGAGACGGCGGGCGGUGGUUGGACGGUGAUCCAGAAUCGGCGGGACGGUUCGCUGAACUUCAACAGGACAUGGCAGGAAUACCGCGAGGGCUUUGGGAGUCCGCAGGGAGAGCACUGGCUGGGGAACGCAGCGCUGACCGCCCUCACCUCCGUCGGCCAACACCAGCUCCGGAUUGAGCUGGAGGACUGGCACCAACAGAAACGUCAAGCUACCUACAACAAUUUCAAAGUAGCCUCAGAGGCACAGAGGUAUCGUCUGACAGCUCGUGAAUACUCUGGAGAUGCAGGCAACGCCUUGAGUUACAGCAAACGCUACAACCACGACGGCAGAUCCUUCAGCACCGCUGACCGGGAUCAUGACCGCUACGCAGCAGGAAACUGUGGUCAGUACUACGGCACAGGCUGGUGGUUCGAUGCCUGCCUGGCGGCCAACCUGAAUGGACGGUACUACCGUGGGCGCUACAGUGGGGUGACCAACGGUAUCUACUGGGGGACGUGGUACAUCCUGACAGACGGACGGACUGGAGAACGCUACUCCUUCAAGAGGGUGGAGAUGAAAACGAGACCUAGGAACUUUGUGGGGAGGUCCUAAACCUAACAUGACUCGACUGAAAAUAAGUGGCACAACCGACUUUAAUGAUCAUGUCAGUCACAGUUGAUGAACAGAUGUGAGAUAUAGAGUUACAGCUUGGACAUCACUGUGUUUAGAGCAGCUUUCGUGUCGCCUUUAAAACCUAUGUAGACGGCAGCUAAAAGAUUCAAGAAAAUAUACUUAAGAAAAUGUUUAAACAAUAUUUCAUGUUCACUUGCAGACAGUUUGAGCCUAUUCCCCCACAUUAAAUUAUACUUCUGUUAACUAUGGGGCUACUCCAUAGACUGUACAUAAAGAUGGACGAUAUGACGAUAUAUCCCCUAAAGUGAAGCCAAAGUGUCUCAAUCGCCACCUGGUGGUUGGCUGCAGUAUAGGUCAUAGACCCUACCACCAUCGACCAAACUAAAUAGACAAAACAUUUUUUUUUCUCAAAGAUGUUUUCAGUCAUUUUAGGUAGUUCUUAUCACACUGAUGAUUGUUAAAGUGCUAGAGUUAUUUAAUGAUUUAAAAACGGGGGGGAUAGGGGACCUUGUGAAUGACAGCUGAGAUUCACUCACGAUUAGUCUAACGCAUGGAUUGGUGGGACCUCGACCUCCAGUCCCUGGUGCUACUGCUCCACAUGUGCAUGAUGGCAGCGUUUGUAUCUGGGUCAUUUGGAAAUAUAUUUCUUGACAGCGGGAGGAAGUGGAGACAUGUCGUCCAUCUUUUAGAACAGUCUGUGAUAACGCCAUGUCAGACAAACAAAGAAAUAUAUAUUGAAAUUGCUGUAGCUGUUACUGUUGUUUUUCUACAUUUACCGAUUCUUUAUUGCAUAUAAAAACAUAACCGUGUGACUCAAUCAGUGCCCAGUGAGGCCCGCAUAUACAUACAGAUGUUGUUUCUAUA
Messenger RNA from Pleuronectes platessa (European plaice), 2901 nucleotides. Its product is annotated as fibroleukin. The transcript is spliced from 8 exons. Bases 754 to 2016 code for a protein of 420 amino acids. Lineage: Eukaryota; Metazoa; Chordata; Actinopteri; Pleuronectiformes; Pleuronectidae. The record is from RefSeq and is a predicted model, not a curated record.